AUGGUUAUCGCACAUCUGCAAAGUCACCUGUUGACUGCAGUAGUCGUACGUCCGUCGACUCCAAUCAUUGAAGCCAUGUGCAGCGCAUUUCUGGACGUGCGAGGGAACAUACUGAGGGAUAAGGUUCGAGUAGCGGCAAGCCGUCGGUUUUCUUGGAAUGCAGGAGAGGUUCUCUUCUGGUGCCGGCAAAUAUUGCCUUGCAGCUUCUGUUGGGUGAUGUUUUCCCAUGCGAUGUGGUGCUUGCCAUUGAGAUCAACAUUUGGGGUUACCGAGCCCAUGUGCUUGCGUGAAGUGAACCAAGAAGUGAAGAUAUAA
This is a messenger RNA of Colletotrichum abscissum, 315 nucleotides long. RefSeq lists its product as uncharacterized. The transcript has a single exon. The record is from RefSeq and is a predicted model, not a curated record. Lineage: Eukaryota; Fungi; Ascomycota; Sordariomycetes; Glomerellales; Glomerellaceae. Bases 1 to 315 code for a protein of 104 amino acids.